Molecule: messenger RNA, 1353 nt
Organism: Pleurotus ostreatus (oyster mushroom)
Lineage: Eukaryota; Fungi; Basidiomycota; Agaricomycetes; Agaricales; Pleurotaceae
Product: a-factor receptor
Exons: 4
Coding region: 1-1353 (450 amino acids)
Biological process (GO): G protein-coupled receptor signaling pathway
Cellular component (GO): membrane
Molecular function (GO): mating-type alpha-factor pheromone receptor activity
Source: RefSeq, a predicted model, not a curated record
AUGUCCUAUCCCUAUCCAAACUACGUAUACUCUAUCUUCGUCUUCAUCAGCUUUUUGCUGGUUAGUAUCCCAUUCCCAUGGCAUUUGGAAGCCUGGAAUACGGGUACUUGCCUCUACAUGUUCUGGACGGCAUUAGCUUGCCUCAACCAAUUCGUUAACUCGAUCGUCUGGUCUGGCAAUGCGAUUAACUGGGCCCCAGUGUGGUGCGACAUCUCCGCCCGAAUCAUCAUCGGUACUUCCUUCGCUAUCCCCGCGGCUUCUCUCUGCAUUAACCGCCGCCUCUACCACAUUGCUUGCGUACAAUCGGUGACUGUGACCAAGGCUGAGAAACGCCGCGCUAUCAUGGUGGACUUGGCAAUUGGUCUGGGUAUCCCAAUUUUGGGCAUGAUCCUCCAAUACAUUCCUCAGGGCCACCGAUUCAAUGUCUUCGAAGACUUGGGAUGCUACCCCUUCACCUACAAUACCCCCGUAGCUUUCGUCCUCGUUUACUGCCCACCGGUCCUCAUCGGAUGCAUCUCCGGCUAUUACUGCAUUCGUAGCAUCCUUGCCUUCAACAAGCGUCGCCUCCAAUUCAAGGAGCUCCUCUCUGCAAACAGUGGCCGCCUCACUUCUAACCGUUACUUCCGCCUCAUGGGCCUCGCCUGCACCGACGUCGUCCUCACCGUCCCCCUCGGUCUCUACGCCAUCUCGCUCAACGCACGCAUCGGGAUUUCCCCCUGGUUGGGCUGGGCUGAUACCCAUUAUGGGUUCUCCCGCGUCGACCAGAUCCCCGGCGUCCUAUGGCGCAUGGACAAGACUUUCGUGACCGCUGUUGAACUCAGUCGAUGGUCCAUCGUCUUCUGCGCCUUCAUCUUUUUCUUCUUCUUCGGCUUCGCCGAUGAGGCCCGCAAGCACUACCGCAUCGCUUUCGAUUCCGUUGCCAAGCGUGUCGGUUACACCACUGGCGGGACAAUGUCCUCCACCGGGACUUUCAACGAGAAGCGGUCAUACCCUGGUAUGGGAUCUACUGGCACCGGCGUUACCCUUCCCGUCUUUGUACACACCGAUAUGAUCACCAAGCGCGAAUCGUACGCUUCAUUCUCCGAUAUGUCCUUCACGGACGCUGGUGGUGCUUUGGAUGUCAAGACCGACGUCGGAUACUCCACAUCUUCCAGUUCUUCGACUCUUUCGGUGCCCGAGCAAGCUCACACUCGACAGGACGUCGUCGGCAUCGAAAUAUCUUCUGUACGCGGCGUUGUCCUCGACUCCCCUGCACCCUCCCCUUCGGAAUCUCCCGUCAACAAGGAGAACCCACCGCGACAUACCCCCGAUACACCCUCAACAUAUAAAGAGAGCGACUUGAGCGCCGUAUAA